This is a messenger RNA of Eucalyptus grandis, 1124 nucleotides long. Its product is annotated as probable L-type lectin-domain containing receptor kinase S.7. Bases 78 to 911 code for a protein of 277 amino acids. Gene Ontology annotation, biological process: protein phosphorylation. Gene Ontology annotation, molecular function: protein kinase activity; ATP binding. NCBI's taxonomy places the organism in Eukaryota, Viridiplantae, Streptophyta, Magnoliopsida, Myrtales, Myrtaceae. The transcript has a single exon. Gene Ontology annotation, cellular component: plasma membrane. The record is from RefSeq and is a predicted model, not a curated record.
UAACCUUAGGCAAUUUUUCAACCUCAAAUUCAACAGGUGAGAAACAGUAUUUGGCAGAGAUAUGCACGAUUGGGAGGAUGAGGCACAAGAACAUAGUGCAACUCCAAGGUUGGUGCCAUGAGGGGGAACAGCUUUUGCUAGUCUACCAAUACAUGGCCAAUGGUAGCCUUGACCGCUUUAUUGGCAAGCAGUCCCUCAGUUGGGAGACCCGUUAUGAGAUCCUAAUUGGCGUGGCCUCGGCACUACUCUACCUCCAUGAAGAGUGUGGGAACCCUGUGGUCCACCGAGACAUCAAGCCCAACAAUGUCAUGCUAGAUGUCAACUACAAUGCCUACUUGGGUGACUUUGGGCUUGCGAGGCUCAUCCAGAGCGAUGCCUCAGCGACAACCAUGCUCGCGGGCACCCCCGGGUACCUAGCCCCAGAGGUGGCAUACUCAGGGAAGGCCAUGCCAGAGUCGGAUGUGUACAGCUUUGGGAUGGUGGUCCUAGAGGUGGUGUGCGGGAAGAGGUCAAAGGGGAUCACAAAAGAGGACACCUUGGUGGAUUAUGUGUGGAGUCUCUAUGGUGAAGGCUCGAUCUUGGAGUGUGUGGAUGAGCAAAUGGAAGGCCAAUUUGAUGAGGAGCAAGUGGAGAGGGCACUAAUAGUGGCCCUUGCUUGCUUGCACCCCUACUUUGCGUGCAGGCCGAGGAUGCGAAAGGUGGUCCAGAUUUUCCUGAACUCGGACGAGUCGCUGAUGGAGUUGCCUAAGUCCCGCCCCAACAUGGCCUUUGUGCCAGUCUCAUUCUCAGGCUUGACCACCGUCGGCUACUCCUCCACCUACAAGACCAAUUCCACCUUCACUCACUCACAGCUCAGUUCAACCCCAGAGAUAAAACUCAAUCAUGAACAAGGGAUGCUUGGAUUGCGUUAAUGGUCUUGAGAAUUAAAGAUCGUAUCAAAAAAUUUCACGCAAUUCAUAUCCGAGUCAUACAAGAAUGAGUUUUACUUUGUAUUAUGUUAUGAUGUAGUGCAAAAUGGAUACUCUUUGAAGCUAGUUGUACUGUAUUUACAUACCUCUAUGAAUGUUACGUUCUUAUGUGAAAUUGAGUUGGAGUGGUUCAAGUCAUGCCACCUCAUUGUAGGA